Acomys russatus (golden spiny mouse) is the source of this 1002-nucleotide messenger RNA. It is a transcript of the gene Wbp2nl, whose product is annotated as WBP2 N-terminal like. The transcript is spliced from 6 exons. Lineage: Eukaryota; Metazoa; Chordata; Mammalia; Rodentia; Muridae. Gene Ontology annotation, molecular function: transcription coactivator activity; chromatin DNA binding. Bases 1 to 1002 code for a protein of 333 amino acids. Gene Ontology annotation, biological process: positive regulation of DNA-templated transcription. The record is from RefSeq and is a predicted model, not a curated record. Gene Ontology annotation, cellular component: nucleus.
AUGGCGGUGAACCAGAACCAUACGGUGGACCGCCGUGGGGCCGCCAUCCCUUCUGGCGAAAGCCUCUUGAAGAAGAGUUCAGAUGUGGACCUGUCCUUCCCCCAGCCACCGCCAGGCUCCAACCUCUUCAGUGGUACAAAGAGGGGAACCCUGUUUCUUACCUCAUACCGGGUGAUUUUUGUGGCUUCACGUUCAGACAAUGACCCCAUGUUGUCUUUUAUGAUGCCUUUCCAUCUCAUGACCAACUGCACUGUGGAGCAGCCAGUCUUUGGUGCAAACUACAUUAAAGGGACAGUUCAGGCAGCUCCAGAGGGUGGCUGGGAAGGAUCCACUCCUUUUAAAAUAGUCUUCAGAAAAGGAGGUGCUAUCGACUUUGCCCAGCUGAUGGCCAAAGCUGCGGCUGCUGCUGCCCAAGGAGUUCCACUCAGAGUUGCAAGUUUCUGGAUGACCCCUCUAGGAAUUUAUGUCAUCGCUGGGGAGAGGGGCAUGUAUGCUCCCCAGGCAUGCCAAGUUGCCCAUGGAGCCCCACCUGCAGGAUACGGACCCUCACCUGCAGGAUAUGGACCCCCACCUGUAGGAUAUGGAGCCCCACCUCCUAGAUACGAUGUCCUGCCUCCUGGAUACGGGUCCCCUCCUCCUCUAUACAUAGCUACCCCUAUGGGCUAUGGAGUUCCACCUCCUGGGUACAGAGCCCCACCUGUGAGCUAUGGCGCCCCGACUGUGGAGUAUGGAGUCGUACCUCCCACACACGGAACUACACCUAUGGGAUCCGGGUCCCCACCUCCCAGAUAUGAAGCCCCGCCCAUGGGGUACGGAACUCCUCCUUCAGGAUAUGGGUCCGUACCUCCGGGAUCUAGAGCCCUGCCCACAGCACAUGACACUCCACCUGCUGGGUCUGAAGCAAGGCCUUCCAUUUCUGCAGCAGCCCAGACUCGUGGAUUUCAGGCAUCUUUUCCAUCUACCUCGUCUUCACCGGCCUAUUCCCCCCCUUCUAAGAUGUAA